AUGCAUAAGAGAAAGAAGGAGCUGAUAUUAUUCACAGACGACGUCUACGCACUACAGCGCUUGAAUGGUACAACUCGGUACGAGGUUGGGGGAGCUUUUGCAUCCCUUGUGAACACAAUCUGCGACCUGUCACAACUUGUGGCUAUGCAGGACAUUCACCUUGAGCUGCAUUGGAGUCCGGGGCACAGUAAAAUCCCGGGAAAUGAAGCCGCCCAUGACAUGGCGAGAAAGGCACAGGAAGACCUUGUUUCGUCUAGCUCUAAAAAAGAUAGCAAGAGCAAGCUUGGGAAUCAUACGGUGGUAAAGGAUGAGCAGCAAAAGGAAUGCUCAGUUCUCGGAUCAACUCUCUCAUUUGCUGGAUCCGAGGUCACGGGUCUCUUUGCAUCCCCCCUCAACUUUCCCGACCAUCUGUCCUUGCCCACCCGACAAGGCCCCUCUGCCGUGCCAAUUACCCCCGUCCCAGUUCCAGCAGUCAAUUCUACUCCCUCUAUCUCAAACAAUUUGCCACAGUAG
Molecule: messenger RNA, 513 nt
Organism: Penicillium expansum
Lineage: Eukaryota; Fungi; Ascomycota; Eurotiomycetes; Eurotiales; Aspergillaceae
Exons: 1
Coding region: 1-513 (170 amino acids)
Molecular function (GO): nucleic acid binding; RNA-DNA hybrid ribonuclease activity
Source: RefSeq, a predicted model, not a curated record